CCAUGGCAACGCUUAAUCUUGAUCCUAGGCUAAAUCGUAUGCGAUUCGAAUUGGUCCCAGCAGUAGUAUCAGAGCCAACAUUUUGGAAAAAUUAUUUUUAUCGCGUAUCUCUCAUCAAACAAACAGCAUUGGAUUCAAUCAAAGAUGCUGAUUUGGAAAAGGAAAUUCAUCUAGAAGAAUCAGAACAAUCUAAAGAUACUCAAGAAGUCGAUGAAAAACAAGUUGAAACAAAAGAGAAUAAAGGUAAGGAGGAAGCAUCUAAUAGUGAAGUAUUAUUUGAUUCCUCCAAGUCUGGUGAUGAUUCAGACUCUUGGAUAAAUGAAGCAGCUGAUUUAGAGGGGUUAGACGAUGGUGAUGUAGAAGAACCAGAGAAUUGGGAAGAAGAGUUAAAAGAAUUAUC
Molecule: messenger RNA, 400 nt
Organism: Acaulospora morrowiae
Lineage: Eukaryota; Fungi; Glomeromycota; Glomeromycetes; Diversisporales; Acaulosporaceae
Source: the annotation of a GenBank genome assembly